GCUCGUGGUAUUUAUAUAUAUAUAUGUAUGUAGGAAAACGAUCUGUCCAUAUGAUCUCACGACCAUACAAUGCAGCCCCCCAAUAAUGUCGUGGGAGUCCCAUAGUGUGUGUAAGGACAGGACAUGUUCAGAUGGAAAAAUGAAGUCACUGGGGGCAGACAGAUAUAAUGGUGCCCAUGAGCCAGUGGAAGACAAUGCGAGCAACGACUACAAAGGGAAAUGUAGGAAAUAAAAGCACGUGUCAGCCCCCCUUGUUCAGAAGCACUGGCGGUCAAUGUCACUUAAAACGCUCUCAGGGUGACGUGUGAAUCCCAUUCAGGAAAAGAAGAAUUUCCCAUCCGCGUCGCCUUCAUUUCUGGGGGGUAGAGGCCGGGGCCGCUCAGACUGACAGCUCGGCGACUGGCAGCGACAAACAGAAGCAGCAGCAGCAGCCAUGCAACAAGCAGUGCCGGCGCUCACUAACAGUCCAGCCUGGCAGCCAAAGCAAGCGGCACAGCCUGGGUACGUGGAGCUACAGCUUGAGAAGAGAGUGAGCGUAGUAACGCCGAAAGUGUCGCAGUCACUGAGCGAUACUCUGCCUGGAAAUGGGACAGACAGAGAACCCUCGGAAGUGAGUAACCGGGAGGAGAGCAGCCCCGGAGAUCCCCCACAUAAGCAAACCAGUGGCCAGUUCCCAGAUGUUGGUGAAAAUGAGGGGGAACAGGCAGACUACAUCCAGUCUUACUCCUCUUCCCCAGUCGGUGACCCCCAGAUCGCCUGCGCCAACGACGAAGCGCACUACAUCACUACCCACGAGAUCCAGCUGUGUGAGGCCGACCAGGAGCCUGAUUACCCACAUUUUGGUUUGGUCCCUUCCGCGUGGAGUGAAGCGACCGAUAGCGCCCCCUGCGCCUUCCUGGAGUACGCGUCGUUUGACAGCCAAGGGGGCAGCCCGACAGACGAGGACUAUUAUAUGAGCACCACCACCAGCGACCCCAACCCCACGGACAGUGUGUGCAGCGCUGAGCUGAUCAGCAGCCCCCAGUCACACAGCGACACCUCCCCGAGCAUCUGCAGCAGCACCUUGGACAACACUCGCUCCAAAGCCGGGAUCCUCCUAUCAAUCAGAAGUGCAGCCAAGACUAUAAAUGAGGGGGGCAAUGCGCAGACACAGACAAACACCGCCCCUGCCGGCGCCAGGCAUGAUACAGACACAGACAUGAGCUACUGCGUGUCCAGAGCCCCGGACUGUAAGUCCGCUUUCCGGCAGCUGCAUCAGUUCCCGGCUUUACCCCAGGCGGCUGAUGCGCACCGACUUGUGGCUGUUCCUGCCCGACUGCAGGCUCGUAGCGGCGUCCAUGCCGACAUCUCCAGCGGAGCUUCCAGCGCUGUCAGCGAGUUGGACGAUGCGGACAAGGAGGUGCGAAACCUCACCGCCCGAGCAUUCCGCAGCCUGGCUUAUCCUUACUUCGAGGCGAUCAACUUCAGCUCCAGCGAAUCCACCACCUCCUUGUCUGACCAGAACAUCGGCAUCAACAGCUGGUCCACUUACCUGGACUUCAAGGGGGGAGCAGUAGUGUCCCAGAAGGCAGAGAAGAGCAUCCACCAGCACUCGGCUACUUCUGCCUCCAGCUUCGGCGUCAGCAAAUUCAACAAGAAUGCGCCCAAGGAGCAAGUGUUCGUGCAGGCGAAUAAAUCGCACACCAAGGCGUUUGAGCUGGUGCUCAGCGAGUUGGAGACCAAGGGGGCGAGCGGGGGCAGUGGCUCAUCUCAGCGCAUUCAGUCUGGAUCCAGGGUCGUGACUCUCACUGAGACUCUGAACUUCAGCAGCAACGUGACCACGACUGGGAGUGACAGAGCCAACAAGCCACCUGAACAGGCUCCAGCCUCAGCUCAAGCGGAUGGGGUUACCGAGUCGCUGCCAAGAGAGCCGGCUGAGCAGGAGGGGAGCAGACAGUCGCACAGUGCUGCAGCAGAAGCCAUGGAAGGAACGCACAAAUCCAAGUUUGCUUCCAGCCUUCUUAAAAAUGUCAUCUCAAAGAAGAUGAAGCUGGAACAGGAGUUUAAAAUGGAAAGAGGAGAGAUCACUGACACUUCUUAUAAGGGACUCUCUACUCCCUCCAAAGAGACAGAAGGAGCCAGAGAGAAGGGGAUCCAGAGGCAGAACUCGAGGUUUUCUGAGGCCAGUUCAGAUUUGACCUUGGUCGGCAGCGAAGAACUAGGAGAGUUUUUCGAUACAAAGUCGUCGGUGACUCCCAAAGACUUGGCACCCGCAGAGGGAAAUGUAGCAAAGCAACUGUCAUUAAUAGAGCUGCCGAGGGAAGAAGAGAUAAAGAAAAGCGCUUCAGAAGCGAUGAAAGGCAUGCUCCUCCACAGCCAAAAUAGUGCCUUCAGGUCCUGGAAGGAGAAGGAGAUAGAAAAGAUGGAGAAGAAAAUAGAAGAGAAAGUGGCCAAAGCCCGGAGAAUAAAGAUCCCCUUGGAGAGGGACUGGAGGGCAGAUUUAGGGGAGCUGCCAGGCAGUCAAUCCACUAAAAUGUCCCGCUUGUAUGUGCCAGGCAUCCAGCACACCCCCAAGGAGAAGCAGGCAGAGAAGCAAGCGACCAAGUACUCAGUAUCUACCUAUGCCCACCAGAGUUGCUUCAGUCGCAACGAGCACGAUUUUAAGACAGAGAAAUUGCAAGUACUGGAGGCGGCUGUUUGUAGGAUGACCCCCAUGCUAACCCCCAAACCCCAGGAGAUUAAACUCAACCUGCCACUGUGUGGUGACAACAAGGAAAAGCCAUUCAGUAUCGCCAAGCUGCUGACUCCCAACCUGGCAUCCACCGCAGCCAACCUGUAUAAAGCAGCUGAGGAGCUGAAGAACCAGCUGCCCCCAUGCAGGACUGAAGUGCAGGAGAAGAUGCCCCAGUUCCUGGUGAGGGAUGUCAGGGAGAACAAGCCCAAAAAUCAGGGAGCCAUUCACCACCAGGUCAGAGAUGUCAGGAAGCUGCUCAAGAGCUCCUACCACCAUGACACCGGGGAGGGCAGUGACAAGGGCAGCGGCAUGUCAGGACACAGCACCCCCGACCCCAAGGCCAAGCUAUCGGUCGGCUCCAAGAUCUCCUCUUCUCUGUCCCCCAUAGUGAUCACCUGCCAGGCGGUGAACAAUAAGGAGAACGGCGACGACUCAGGCGAUGCAGGGGAGGGCGACAAAGUGCUAUCAUCUGCAGCAGACACCAUCCUUGUACACCGGGCUUCGGGCAGACUCCCCGUGGCCACUAUAGCACCUAAUAAGACUGGCCCCAGGUUGCCCGUAGUGAAGAUUGUGUCCAAGGAGUCCAAGUGGAAACAAGAGAAGCCUCAGGAGCAGUCAGAAGUGAAAGUUGAGCCCCAAUCACCCAAGUCCAGUGUGGCCCUAGAGAAGCUGACUGCAGCGGUGAAGACGAUGGAACAGCUCUAUGUGUUUGAUAGGAAGGAGUGGAAGCGCAAAGGCCAGCCGGAGCCGUUAUCUGGUAGCCACGUCUUGUCGCUUGUCGCAGGGGAUGACAAGCACGUGGUACCCGAGGAGAAUAAGAAGUCGGCACCUCGGCCAUUUGGCCACGCACCCGAGCCCAUAGUCCGCAGAAACUCCUACCCCGGCUCAGACAAGAGCCCCUCAAAGCCCCUGGCAGCAGAGACAAAGGCCCAGAUUAAAACUUUCCAUGUAUCAAAGAUCGGGGAGCCUAAAGGCGUAGAGCAACAGAAGACCCAUGACACCGAGAUUGCUGCCAACAAUCGCAGCGUCUUUACAGUUAGUUCUGCAAAAAGACAACAGAGCCGGGAGUUAGCACUAAACACAAAGAACUCUCGUCCGCAGCCCCCCAGUUCCCUAAGAAUCCAGCCUCGGGCCUCAGAAGAGGGGAAAAAAGCAGAACCAGAGCCAGCCAUUGCCCCCCAGCCUCCACAACCUCGCAAAGCCAGCGCAGACUUUGAGAACUACCUCACUAUCCCAGUCAAAGCAGCCAGUGAGGCUACAGCUGGAAAGCCACCGGUUGCAGCCACUGUUCGCGAAACUUCAACAUCCUCCAGAGAGAAGGCAGCGACUCACAGCCGUGAUCCAGCCUCCAUAUGCAGUCUGCCUCCCUUUAGUGCCAAGAGCCAUGCUAGCAGCCUCAAGAGUCCAGUCAAAACACUCAGCGACUGGCGCAGCAAGGUUAAAGAGGGAGUUCAGCCCAACAGAACCCAUUCUACAAGAGUAGAGCCUCAGUCCCCAGACUCUAUCCCUUCAGCCACUAUCUACCAUCAUGCCAUUCCACCUGUACCUGUGGCUAUGCCCAGUUCUCAAGCCCCUGUAUUUUAUUCACCACCCUUAUCCACAGCUACCCCAGUUGAGAUGUACCCCCAGCAGACCCAACGCAAAAUGCUGGUGGACUUAGCCACAGGGCAAUAUUACCUUGUAGAUACCCCUGUGCAGCCAGUUAAAAAGAGACUCUUUGAUCCAGAAACUGGACAGUAUGUGGAAGUCCCAGUGCCUGCACCCCCUGCAACACCUAUGCCCAUUCACAUGCCACCCCUAGCUCUCAGCCCUGGUGCAUAUGGAGCCGCUUACAUGUUUUACCCUGGCUUUUUACCCACUGCAACAAAUGCUGUGCUCCCUGCCACCCCUCUUCAGAGUCAGCUUUCUCAACAUGGUAGUGAGCACAGCUUUGAGGUGCAAGGUGUGGAGACUGCCCAGUCAGGGGAGUUGAACAUGAACGAAUACCCCUAUUACCUUGCUACUGGGUCCUCAGCAGGCGAUCCGGCAACUGGGACAGCAGCUAAUAUCAGAAGGGGCUCCCUAGGCUGCCCAGAGAGCAAACAGGUCAUCAGCAUCUUGUCUCAACCAGGACCCCGGAUUGUGGCUCCUCCAUCCUUUGAUGGCACCACUAUGAGGUUUGUUGUGGAACACAGAUGAAAACUAAGAAAUGAUUUCUUUUGUGUCGGUGACUAGACAAAUCCUUGUGAAGCACAAGAAGUUGUGGAACUCACACUAAGCUUGAAAUGCAUGGCAGAUGCCUCCUAGUGAAUACUAGUACAUGUCCUUGGUGUGUAACCAAAAGAGAAGACAGAGAAGUCAACAGAUUCCACACUUGGACAGCCAAAUGUGUGUGUGAGUUUGGGUUCAUAGAAUUUAGUAUAUCUGGCAGACUCUGUUGCAGCCUUAACAAGUAUUUAUGUACUUUUGGUAUUUUUCUUUGUCUCUCUGUACUGAAAGUCAGUGAGAAUAUUGUAAGAAGAAAAAAAGGAAUUUUAGGAAUAUAUGCCUACAAUGGUAUGGGUGCUUUUCAUAUGCUGCUUUAGGAUAUGUAAGAGUUUAAGCAAGUCACAUAGGUUUGUAUUAGCUUUGGCACUUCUGGCAGAGAGAGAUUACAGAGACCUCUUUCUAAGAUAGAAGUAUCUCAUUACAACUUGUGCUGCUAUUUCAAAUUAAAUUAUAGACCUUAAUUAUGAUAAUUGUACAUGUAUUUUCUGCCUUAAAGGGGAAGUAAAGUCUAAAAUAGAAUUAGGUUACAAAUGCUGUAUUUUGUAUACUAAACAUAAACAUGAACUUACUGCACCACAAGCCUAA
Molecule: messenger RNA, 5545 nt
Organism: Xenopus laevis (African clawed frog)
Lineage: Eukaryota; Metazoa; Chordata; Amphibia; Anura; Pipidae
Gene: c1h4orf54.S
Exons: 2
Coding region: 434-4891 (1485 amino acids)
Source: RefSeq, a predicted model, not a curated record